CCACCCCACCCAGUUUCCUCCUCUCUGUGCUCACUGCUGCUGGGAUCGCCCCGGCCAUCUGUCCCACUGACGGCCUCUAACGGCUCUUUGGAUUACACACCAACUAACCAACCUCCAGUCUGGUCGGCUCCUGGCAGCGCCUGGGUUAAACUGCAAAAACAUGGCCCCCAUCAGCAGCAGCACACACGGCCUGGACAGAGUGGAUGACUGCGGUGGGGUCAGACCUGACAGAAAGAUAAGAAAACCUCUGGUUGAGAAGAAAAGAAGGGCUCGCAUCAAUGAAAGUUUACAAGAACUCAGAGUCCUUAUCGCCGACGAAGACUUACAGUCAAAGAUGGAGAAUGCCGAAGUGCUGGAGAUGACAGUGAAACGAGUGGAAGGCACUCUUCAAAGGCGUGUUCAGGACGCUGUACACCGGGAGGCCUGUGAGCGUUUCGCUGCCGGAUACAUCCAGUGUAUGCACGACGUUCACACAUUUGUGUCCAACUACCCGGGGAUUGACCCAACAGUGGCAGCGGAGCUGUUGAAGCACCUUCUGGAGAGUAUGCCACUUAACAACAACGAGUACCACCGAGUGAUGCUCCCGGAUAUCGUAGCGGACAGCCCCCCUUGCUAUAGCAGCACUUGGUCCCUGUCUGAGAGCAUUCACACAGCCCUGGUGUCCCCGGCACCCUCCACCACCUCCGGCGACGACCUCUGCUCUGACCUGGAUGAGACCGACUCCGAGCAAAGCCAGGUUUCUUCUGAGGAGGAGGCAGACGGUCAAGAAGCGUUGCCCUGCCUAAUUUGCUCUAAAGCUCUGUGGAGACCAUGGUAGACAAUUUAAGGUGGAAUAGGAGUUUGUUUGGGGGUUUUUUUUGUCGAAACAAUAGCUUGGGUUAGAAAUAGGCCAACACUGCCUGAAUGGGCAUCAGAUAAACUCUUCGUAAAGAUAUCUUAAUAUAUCUUUACAGAGCUUAGUGACCUUAUUUGGGCCUGCUGACUUAUGUAAAUAUGUACUUGUUCAAUAUAACUGCUGUAUAGAAAGUAGACCCCCACCAGAAAUGCACUGAUAUGAGUGUGUGUAAAUUAUUUCCUAAUUAGGAUCUGUUGAAAAUUCUAUUUAUACAUGUCAGUUGACUGCUAGUAGGCUACCUCAUCUAAGUUAAGCUAAAACUUUUUAAUAAAUAUUUUAGGGGAAAAAAAAGACUUGUACUCCAUUUGUGCAGCAGACUCUUCAGGAGAAAAAAAGCCUCAUUUCACACACAAGAAUCCCACUAACCACCCACCCACGGCUGUUUCCAAGAUAUUUGUUAUUACUCUGCAAUUGUGGACCAUUUGUGUGCACAGGCUCUCCAAGAUCCCUUAGCACUUCGUAGGCAUUUGUGAGGUGUGAAAUGAGUAAUCCACUCACUCCCUCCUUAUAUAGUCCUGGUUGAGAACUUGACAAAUGGAAUUUAUAACUCUGCUCGACUCGUUUUUUAAAUAACGUGGGCACAUAACCUGCACAGUCAUGACUCUGGAAUAAGUUUGGCUUUGUAUUGCGCUGUGAUAUCGAACAAACAGUCAUCUUUUUUCUUUCUUUCUUUCUUUUUGCAAGUUUGGAGUGGUGCACAAGCCUGUGGAAGUGAACAUAAUUUUAGGCCUGUGAAAUAUAAGCAUGUCAUUUCGUAGCAGUGGGUUAGGUUGCUGCUGACUUUCACAGCUUGCUUGAUGUCAGACAUCACUUCUGUGGACUCAGUGAGAGCCACAGUGUUCUGCAUCUGCACCACCUAGCUCCUACUGCUAGGCAUGAAUAAGAAAAGCCAGCAAUCCUAAAACAAGUCUAUUCAUAUGCCACGUGGAGUGUGAGUCACGUCUUUACACCCCACCCCCGACUUAAUAGGGGACACUGGUGAAACGAGAAGAAAAAGACUAAUACACUGUGCAUUGAAUAGUGGAGCAAUUCUAUUUAGCAUAUAGAGUAGUAAUUAUACAUCGAGGUAAUGCAAUCAGGUAAGAUUUCAAUCUGCUUUUAUUGUUCUUUCUAAUCCCCCUUGCUAGAAAUAAGAUCGACACACUGUUAUAAUAAAUAUCAAACGGUGUGACCAUACGAUAAAGUUAGGCCUAUAUUUUAAACUUUAAGCAUUGGUAUUUUUGUAGUAGUUUAUUAAUGUAAAAAGGAGAUAUUUCGUUUUAAACCCAGCUGUGACCACUUAAA
This is a messenger RNA of Neolamprologus brichardi, 2179 nucleotides long. It is a transcript of the gene hes6, whose product is annotated as hes family bHLH transcription factor 6. The record is from RefSeq and is a predicted model, not a curated record. Gene Ontology annotation, molecular function: DNA binding; protein dimerization activity. Lineage: Eukaryota; Metazoa; Chordata; Actinopteri; Cichliformes; Cichlidae. Gene Ontology annotation, biological process: regulation of DNA-templated transcription.